This is a messenger RNA of Paramecium octaurelia, 1602 nucleotides long. NCBI's taxonomy places the organism in Eukaryota, Ciliophora, Oligohymenophorea, Peniculida, Parameciidae. The record is from the annotation of a GenBank genome assembly.
AUGAGUACAUUAAUUAACUCGACAAUGAUAGAAAAUGAUUUUGAUCUGUAAUGUUCAAAAAAACACAAGUUGCCAAUCCAAAUGGUUGUCUUAGACUCAAAAUUAACCAAUAAUGAGAGACUACUUUGUUCCGAUUGUUUAGAAAAUUUUGAAUCCAAUGGCAAAAUGGUUGGUUUAACUAAAGUUCUAUAAAUAAUUGAUGAUAAAUACAGUAAAUUAAUAUAACAAAAUCUAAAUUUAACUUCAAGCACCAUUGAAUAAAUUGAAAUGAUUUAAGGUAGUUUGUUUGAAAUCAAAUCAAAUUUUAAUUAAACUAUCGAUCAAUUGAUUGGAAACUCAGAAGAAUGGAUUAAAUUUCUUUAUUAAGAAGGACAAAAAACCUACACUUAUAGUUUUUUUGAAGAAUUAGAGCUACUUAUUUAAAAUUAAUAAAGAGAGGAUUUAAAUCAAUAAAUUCUAAAAGAAAUUUAAUAUAUUAACCUAUCUUGGAUUACUAAAAUUAUUCAUAAGGUUUAAUAGUUCAAUUAGAAUUCUAAAACUUAAAUCAAAAAUCUAAGAUAAUAAAUAAUAAGUCUUGUAACAAAUUAUCAAACUAAAGAAAUAAAAUAGAAUAAAUAAGAUGGACCUAUCAAUCUUAAAUUAAUCAAUAAUACAUCUUAUUAGUCUGAUGAUUGCUUUGCAAUUUCAUUUAAUAACAUUGGAUCUCUUAUGAUUUCUGGAUGUGGGAAAUUUAUAAAAUUAUGGGAGUUUUAAAAUGGUAAUACAAAUGAAGUUUUGAAAUUGAAAGGACAUAAUGAUACAAUAAGAUGUCUUUCUUUCACUCAUUCAAAUAAUAGUUUCAUUUCUGGUUCUGGGGAUUGCUCAAUUAGAUGUUGGAAGUAACUCAAUUUUAAGUCUUGGAAAUCUUCAGAACCAUAUAAUGAUCAUACUGAUUAAAUUGAGUGUAUACUCUUGAGUAAAGAUGACACUUAAUUGAUUUCAAGUAGUCAAGACAAAUCAAUUAAAAUUUGGAGCUUUGAUAUUAACAAAAAUGAAAUGAAAUUACAAUAAACAUUAAAUGAAAGCAAACACUGUCUAAAUAGCAUAUCAUUGAAUUUUAGUGAAACUAUUUUGGUUUCAUGUGGAGAUUAAAACGAAAUUAUUGUAUGGGGAAAGACCAAAUUAAAUUAUUGGGAGUAUUUAAAUACUAUUACACAAUCAUAUAAUGAAUAUGGUACUAAAGUGUGUUUCUUAAAAGAUGAUUAAUUUAUUUGGAUAAGCGGUGAUAUAUUAAGCGGAAAUUAAGCAAGAAUAUUUCAAUUUUAAGGUGGCAAAUUUAUAGAAAAUACAUCAUAGACUAUAGAAUUAGAGAAUGAUAAUGAAUGCUAUGAUUUAAAUUUGUUUCCAAUAGUACACAAUAAAGAAUAAAACAUUAUACUAAUUCGACAUAAAUUUAAUAUCUAUCUGCUUAGGGAAUAAAAUGAUGGUUCGUAUAAAAUAGUUUAGAAGGUUAAAUAACUUAGCAAUUCGACUUAGGGGUCUAUGACAAAAGAUGCUAAAUAUUUAACUUUUUGGGAUUCCAAUUAAAAAAUCUAUACGACUUAUGAAAUAGAAUCGAAAUGA